ACCAAGAACGCCGUUGUCUGACUAGCAAACCAUCAAACUUGUCGUUCAUCGAAUCGCCGCGGUUUCCACUGUGCGUGGCUGUGCUAAGGCAGUGUUAAUCGAUGUGAGCUUCUAUCUUGCUGUCUGGAGUAAACUUGAAUCUUUAUUUUCCAAUUGUUUUAUUCCGGGGACAGUUGAAAAGAGGCGGGUUAAUUCAGUUGGCCUAUAAUUUCAUUUGGUGUUUUAUGAAAAUAACUGAAAGAUAAUAAAAUGGAAAAGCGUAUAGAACUAGAGAAAAGGGGUAAAAAUCCAGCAAAUAUUAAAGAACUCAAUUUGGACAACUGCAGAAGUACAAGUAUUGUAGGAUUAACAGAUGAAUUUUGUAAUCUGGAAAGCUUAUCUCUAAUAAAUGUAGGUCUCACAUCACUUAAAGGAUUUCCAAAGCUACCAAAUCUCAAAAAAUUGGAGUUGAGUGACAACAGGAUUAAUAAUGGUCUAAAUUUGUUAGAAACCAGCCCUAAGCUAACCCAUCUUAAUUUAAGUGGAAAUAAAAUCAAAGAUUUGGAGACUUUAGAACCUCUUAAGAGUUUCAAAAAUUUGAAAAGUUUGGACUUAUUCAACAAUGAGGUCACAACAGUUGAGUAUUACAGAGAUGCUGUUUUUAAAACCAUCCCAAGCCUCAAAUACUUAGAUGGUUAUGAUGAAAAAGAUCGAGAGGCAGAAGACAGUGAUGAAGAAGUCAAUGGAAAUGAAGGAUUUGAACAAUCAGAUGAAGAAGGUGGUUCAUCAGAUGAUGAAGAAAAUUUGAAUGAAAGUGUUGGCUUGGGUGCAGUUUAUUCAGCAAAUAUUGAUGAAUUGAGUGAUGAAGAAGAUUAUGAGGCGUUGGAGGAAGAGGAAGAUUCUGAGAUAGCUGAAGAUUCUGAGGCUGAGGAGGAGGAAGAUGGUAAUAGCAGCGACGAAGCGGAAACACCUGAAGUGUCAAGGGGAAAAAAGAGAAAGCUUGAAGAGAAUCAGGAAUAAGUGCUAUGUUAGUGAUAUGGAAGGACUAUACUAUUGACCAAAUAAUGAUUUGUGUCUCGAUUUUUGGAGAGAAGAGACGACAUCAGACUGGCUGUGGUAUCUGAGCUACACUAUCGGUUUUUGGAAAAAAAAAAACAAAGUCCAUAAUCAAUAUUGAGUUUUCACAAUAAUUUUAGAUUCGAAAAAAUAAUAGCAGAACAGAUUCAAAUAUAAUCGAUUUAUAAUUAUAAAAGGUUGUCAAUAAAAUUUUAAUAUUGUUAUUCUAGCUCAAGGCUAAAAUGUAUAUUCCGAACGUACACUUAUUUCCAAUUGAACAUUGAGUUUUUAUGGGUUGAUGUAUUUUGUUUGAUCAAAAUGGAGUUGCUCUAAAAUAUUUCUGUUUGUUGAUUCUGUAUUCAGUGUUCCCGAAUUAUCCCUUUGAUAUUUAAUCCAUGUUGAAAAAACUUAAUUUUUAUUAAAAAUCUUUUUUAAGUCGUUUAUUAUAUGAUCUCUGGGACAAAUCAUUUUUUUCCUCUUUAUUAUGUCCUUUGUGUUGAAUUUUCGAGUUUUUUCAACGUGGUUCGGUUCACUUCCAUUGGGUAUUACAGCUGGGUCUGGUGAACAAACCGCAAAAAAGCAUUUUAUGCAGUACAAAAUUUUUAUCGGAUUUUACAAAACCCAUAUUGUUUUGCCAUCAAACGUUUUAUAUAAAUAUUAACUUAUUAAUAUAUAUAUUCAAAUUUUAAUUAGGGAAUUACUGUAAAGUUACGUUGAUGUUUAAUGAUAUGUAGUUGUUAAAACUGAGAGAAUCAUACUAAGUUUACUAAUGAUCAUUGUCCUUCAAGGAAAUAUCUUCUUUUAAAGAUUACUUUUUAUUUCAAUUGGUAAUUACAAUUUUGUUUUUUGUUUUUUUUUUUUGGAAUACAGUCUAUCAUCUGACCUCUUUUCUCCAGUAAAAUCAACAUUUAAUUUGUUUUUUAUGCACUUAUAGGUUAAUAGUUGAUAAAAUAUUGAAAUUUGAAUUUGAUGUAUUUUUUAUUUUCUAUUUAUAUAAAAAAUUUAAACUGAA
This is a messenger RNA of Harmonia axyridis, 2047 nucleotides long. RefSeq names its product acidic leucine-rich nuclear phosphoprotein 32 family member A (gene Mapmodulin). NCBI's taxonomy places the organism in Eukaryota, Metazoa, Arthropoda, Insecta, Coleoptera, Coccinellidae. The record is from RefSeq and is a predicted model, not a curated record. The transcript is spliced from 5 exons. Gene Ontology annotation, molecular function: histone binding. Gene Ontology annotation, cellular component: nucleus. Bases 250 to 999 code for a protein of 249 amino acids.